Apus apus (common swift) is the source of this 5622-nucleotide messenger RNA. RefSeq names its product ferrochelatase (gene FECH). The transcript is spliced from 11 exons. The record is from RefSeq and is a predicted model, not a curated record. Gene Ontology annotation, biological process: heme biosynthetic process. Gene Ontology annotation, molecular function: protoporphyrin ferrochelatase activity. Bases 19 to 1272 code for a protein of 417 amino acids. Lineage: Eukaryota; Metazoa; Chordata; Aves; Apodiformes; Apodidae.
GCGGGACCGUCUGAGGGAAUGCGGACGGCUGCGGCCAAGAUGGCGGCGGCGGCGGCUGCCGCGGCGGGCGCGCGAGCGGCGCGGCACGCCCUGAGAGGCAGCAGCCAGCUGCAGGUCCCGGUGCGAUGGAGAGGGCAGGCGACUGCAGCUGCAGUGACAGAGAGCACAAAGCCCCAGAUCCAGCCCGAGGCGCGGAAACCUAAAACAGGAAUCCUGAUGUUAAACAUGGGAGGCCCAGAAAGGCUGGAUGAUGUACACGAUUUCUUACUUCGUCUCUUCCUGGACAGAGAUCUAAUGACAAUGCCAGCUCAAAAUAAAUUAGCACCGUUCAUUGCCAAACGCCGCACACCGAAAAUCCAGGAGCAGUACAGCAGGAUUGGAGGAGGAUCACCCAUCAAGAAGUGGACAGCAGUGCAGGGAGAAGGCAUGGUGAAGCUGCUGGACAGCAUGUCCCCUCACACUGCUCCUCACAAGUACUACAUCGGGUUCCGGUACGUGCACCCCCUGACGGAGGAGGCGAUCGAGGAGAUGGAGCGGGACGGCGUCGAGCGGGCCAUCGCCUUCACCCAGUACCCCCAGUACAGCUGCUCCACCACCGGAAGCAGUUUAAAUGCCAUUUAUCGCUACUAUAAUAAGAAGGGGGAGAAGCCAAAGAUGAAGUGGAGCGUGAUUGACCGCUGGCCCACACAUCCCCUUCUUAUUCAGUGCUUCACUGAUCACAUCCAGAAGGAGCUGAGCCUGUUUCCACCUGACAAAAGGAAAGAUGUUGUCAUCCUCUUCUCGGCACACUCGCUGCCCAUGUCUGUUGUGAACCGUGGUGAUCCGUAUCCUCAAGAAGUGGGAGCUACUGUCCAGAGGGUCAUGGAGAAGCUGAACUAUUCUAACCCUUACAGGCUUGUGUGGCAGUCCAAGGUUGGGCCGAUGCCUUGGCUUGGUCCACAGACAGAUGAGACCAUUAAAGGACUGUGCCAAAGAGGAAAGAAGAACAUGUUGUUGGUCCCAAUAGCAUUUACAAGUGACCACAUUGAGACACUUUAUGAGCUGGAUAUUGAGUAUGCCCAAGUUUUAGCUAACGAGUGUGGAGUUGAAAAUAUCAGAAGAGCUGAGUCUCUUAAUGGAAAUCCACUGUUCUCCAAGGCUCUGGCAGACCUGGUCUGCUCCCAUAUGCAGUCGAAGGAGAUCUGCUCGAGGCAGCUGACGCUGUGCUGCCCGCUCUGCGUCAACCCCGUCUGCAGGGAGAGCAAAGCCUUCUUCACCAACCAGCAGCUGUGAUGGGCUCUCCUGGAGCAGGCAGGCAGGUUGUCCUGCUGGAGCAGUGCAGAGGAAGCAAACAGCUUGACCAAGCUCUCUGCUGUCGUGUAUUACAGACUGGUAGUGAUGUUAACCCCUCACUGAUGGAACAGUGAGGAGAACUUGACUUCUUUCGUUUUUUUUCUUACAUUUUCUUUAUUUGAGGAGAGUUUGUAGAAAAUAGGGAGGUGAGGGCAUUUAUCCUGCAAGAUGUGAAAAGAUCUUAGUUCAUCUGGGUCUGAUUGCACUUAGCAGAAGCCCGUAAGUAUGCACUGAAAAACAUAAAAAACCUUUUCUACAAAUUAGCUUCUACUUCCUAUGCAGGGAUUUGUUCAUAUGCAAUUUUGUCAUGAGUGCAUUAAUUUCAGCUUUCCAGGUCAAACAAUUAUUUGUUCUGCUUAUGCUUAAGGUACAGAAUAACCAGCACAGUCACUGGUUGCCUCUUCUGAGUGAUUUUUCAGAUGGGUUUGAAGAUCAAGUGACUUCUAAUGCUUUUUAAAUAAUGUGUGUAAUUUUUUAUUAUUUUUUUUUAGAACUUGAAGAUAAGGUUUUAUUUUGUUGUUUUACUCCUGCCAGAAACAUCCAGGGAAAGCUUAGCUGGGAUAGUAGAAUGCACAAGUUUUGUUUACAUUUUCUUGAAAAAACACUCUCACUAUCUGCAGGAAAGCCUCUGCACUUGAAGAGCAUAACAUGAAAGGAAUAAGCCUGCUUGGGUGAUACUGAAGAACAUGCUCAGUUGAAUAAAACUGUGUGAGUUUCAGAUCUCCCGGCCACCAGUAGUCUGUACUGAAACAUGUUGGUUUAUCUUUUAAGCAAAGUGCCUUUUAAAAAUUAUUAUUAAAAAAGGCUUUCUCUGUUUGGUUACAUAAAUUUAGGAAGUCAGGCUUGCUCUCCAGAAGGUUUAUAGAUCUGCUCUGUGCUCUCUGCUGUGCCACAGUGCUGUGGUUUUUGUGGGAUACCUAUGGAGUUCCACAGGUACAAUUGAUCUAGCUUAAUUGCCGUUGUUACUUAAAGCUGAGAUGAUGGGUGGAGGUGAUUUCCAUUGCAGAUGGCUGAGAGCAGGCAGCCUGGAUGCUGACAGCAGUGUGCUCACAUGUCUCUGUAAAACAGCCAGACUUGGUCUGGUUUUGGCAUUGAUGGUGGCUCAGGAGUAACCCAGCACUGGUAACCCAGCUAAACUUCUUGUUGUGGCAGGUGUUUGGGUGCACCAGGGCUGCUGAAUCCACUCCUAAGGAGGGGUAGUUUUGUAGAGUGGAAAACCUUAUUAGGGCAGUAUUGCCUCUCUCAGCACCAGGACUGGUGUCCAGGUCAGCCUGGGGAUAAGAGGGGGCUCUUCUGAAGGGCUGCUAGCCACACACCGUGCCCAGGCUUGGCACUUGAAGUACCUGGGGGCAGAAGUUCUGCAGCACCUCAGUCUGGUCCUCUUGCACAGGGACCUCUCCUCAUGGGGGGGACAAGAGAGGAGCAAAGCUGUGACCUUGUUCCGUGGGACUGAGCCAUACCUCUAUUAGUCUGACUGUCUGUGUCAGAGCUCUACAUGUUUACUUGACUAAUUAGCACUAAAAUGUUGGCUCUUUGGCAGUGCAGGUGGUUUUCUGUGGUGGAUGAUCCAGCUACUGGUGACGCUAGAGAAGCAGGUGCCAUGCUGCUCACACAGUUUGUGUGUUUGUAAUCAGGAGGCAUGAACAGUUUGAACCUCUGAUCUUCCAAGGACAGGGUUGUUUAAGAAGAAUUGAGCCCCUGUUGGUGUAACAGGGGUUUAUCUUGCUACAUGAUGAAAGAAUUAAACAGAUGCUGGUUGAGCAGCCGGUGGGCCAAGUGCUGCCCUGGGGGUGUCAGUCCUACAUGCCUCGCACCGCCUGAGAGCUGGUUGGCUGCCAAACUGCAGCUUCCCAGUCUGGUCCUGGGCAGCCAGACUUCAAUUCCCUCGGUGCCAGAGCCUCCUGCAUUACUGCUGCCCCUCCUUGCUUUAGCAGAGAGGAGUCUUCCUGGACCCUUCGUGCCCAGGCCUGCUGCAGUGACAUUUAGCCAGGAGCCAGGGCCUCUCUCCCUUUCCUGCCCUGGGUCUCUCCUUGCUGCCCCAACAGGAAGAGGAGCAACAUGAAGCUGAUUCCUGCCCUUGCUCAGGGGGAGUAGGUGGUUGUCACCUGGGAACAGAAGGGUGAAAUGGUCAUGGGAAAGCUUUGAAUUGAUGACAAAAGAAUAAAAAUGUCUGCACUAUGGGUGGGAAGGGAACACUGGCCUUAUGUCUCUGGUUGGACAAAGAACUUUUCUCUGUUCCCAUUUCUCUGUGUGACACUUACAGGUCAGUGGAAAACAGUCUGUUUGGUAAAAUCUUCCUGCUUACACUUCUCUUACCAGCUAAAGGGAAUAUUGGCCUUCAGACCCAGGGUGUGACCAGCACAUUCAGAAGUGUGGCUGAAGCUGGCAACUGAAGGUUAACUUGAUGUGAACAUUGUGAUACUAUAAAUACAGACUGGCUUUUUAUUUCCACACUGGAGAGACUACUGAAAAUAUUGGCUGGCACUCAUUGUGAGGCAUUACAUUUGUCCCUGGUAAUAAAAGGUAUUUAAAAUUUACUUUUUAGUAUGCUAACCACAAAUGAGAUAAUUACUAAGUCUGUUGCUGCUAUUAGACCAUAAUGUAGAAAUCACUUAAUUUUCUAGCUUUUAGCAGAUGGAUCUUGUCUCAGAGUUGGUGGGGUUCUUCAUUUUGCUGAACAGAUCAUGUAACAUCACUGUCUUGCAACUUAGCAUGCAUUAUUUGCCUUCAUGCAGCAUCAAAAGCCUGCUGAAAAACUACCUGAGCAAGUUAGCUAGCAGCUCUGCUUGAUAUUUUUAAAUAACAGUGAGACUAAUAACAGUGGGAAUUCUGCUGCCAUCCUGGUUUAUUUGGGGGCUUUUUGGGGGGGUGCAUUUCUGACUAUGCUAAGAGUGGAAUUAAUCCACCCUUAUUUUUGAUGCUUCCAAUCUAGAUGUGACUGUCUGAGCUGGUCUCCUAGGUACUAUUUAUGGUCAAAAGAGGGGUCUGAAUAUGUAGUUCUGAGGAAUGGUUCAUCUCCUCUCCAGCAGACCCUGGGUGGCUUUGGCUUGGCAGCCACCCCUGCCCGUGGAGCACUAGCUCAGAGGCAGCUGCACCGCACAGGUCUGGCCUGGGGAGAGCUGAGCCCCGGCCUGGGAUGUGCCUUCUUCUGCAGCACUCUGCCAGAGGUGGGGUUGCAGUCUCAGCCCCACAGCUCUACUUCAGUUUCCCUGCAUCCUCUGCUGCGUUUUAGAUGUUUGGUGCUGCUGAGUCAGGUCCCAGUCUGGUCAGACCCCGGGUGCUUUCGGCUCUGGUCCAGUUGGUGGGAGCAUCCAGGAGCCUUCAGUCCUAGGACAACACUCUAGUUGGGUUUUUUCAUUACCAGUUACACUCCUUUUGCAGUACUUUCUUUCAUAUGCCCUGAUGAGAAGCAACCAGUUGGAGGUGAUCUGAAGUGAUGUGUUGAGGCAGCGUUGUACCCCUAGGAUUUCAUUGGAGAGAGGCAAGUCCUGAGGCUGGAGGCGAGUGGUGGGGCGUGGGGACGGUGCAGCGUGGCUGUCCCCUUGCCCAGGCUGCUCAGCCUGGCUCCUGCUGCCCUUGGCACUGCAGCCUGCACCACGAGGCUGCUCCUGGAAGUGGGAACGAGAGCUGGGGAGUUAGACCCUCACACCAGCACUCCCAGCUCUGUGGAGCUCUGGCCUGAGGUGAUAUUUUGGUUGAAAAGCAGAGAGACAGAGCCCUUGGUGUCCAAGAAGUGGGAGGUAAAGGUGUUUGCACAUGGACUGUUUUGAAGAAUUGACUCACGUAAAUUCUCCUGAUUAAACUGCAGUUUUGCUUUUUAGCUUCUUUUGUUUUGUUGAAGUUUUUCUUUUCUGGAGAUAAUAAAAUCUUCCUUAUUGCUGGAUGCAUUUUAGAAAGUGUGAUAACUUCCAGAAGUGGUGCUGUAAUGUUAAGAGGUGUGGAGAUAGUGUCUGAGCUAACGUGCUCCCUCUGGAGAGCAGGAGAGGGGAACGUUACAGCUGAGUGCAGUGGGGCCAGGGUUUUCCUAGGUUUAUCUAAAAGUUCACUUCAUUUUCCCUUGCUACCACACCCAAACAGUUGGAAAUCAAUAUGGAGUUUAAGAUGCAAGAGACAGAGAAGUUCCUUUUAUUUUUUUAAUGCCAGAUGUGUACAAAUACUUGCUUUUAGUCCAACAUAUGUAUUUCAAAUUUAACAAGGACUUCCAUUUAAUGUAACACAAAAAAUUUGUGUAAUCUUACUGUGUAUCAUUUGCCAUAAAGGUGGAAUUUCAAUUAGAUUUUUUUGAAGAAA